Molecule: messenger RNA, 1668 nt
Organism: Alternaria conjuncta
Lineage: Eukaryota; Fungi; Ascomycota; Dothideomycetes; Pleosporales; Pleosporaceae
Exons: 2
Coding region: 1-1668 (555 amino acids)
Source: RefSeq, a predicted model, not a curated record
AUGGCGCAGGUUACGCCCCGUUCGAUACUGGCACUUCAGCUUCCAGACCCUCGAUUCAGCGUUGACUUUGCGAACUACGCACUCGACCCCAAAGCAUAUGCUACAACCAAAAAGUACAUGCAGGACUUGUUCCCCGGUCAGAACAAGCCGUUACCACCACCAAAGGCUGCAUCAUCGCGUCAUGGCAAUGUGAACGCAAAGCCUCGACGCGUCAUGGCAAAAGAGCCGACACCUUCCUCAGCGGCAUCGCAAAGUCUUGACGACAAGUGGGAUGCGCACACAAUAGAGUGUAUGAUAAUGCUCGACGAAUCACUCGUCGACGAAUCGGAUCGAUCUUCAGCCUUAUCGAACUCAACAGCAGAGUCUUACGCCACCAACGUUACUUCCACCAGCGCUUUGGGUAGUACAGCGCCUACAACAAAAGCUACCAGCGGUCUCCCAGAGUCGACGCGUUCCUUUCUUCAACUUCCCCAGGCAAUAGUCAAUCACAUAUUGUCAUACGUUUUCGCUGAAGAACGCGCGGUCUCCAUCACACCAUACCAGUCGCGUAUCACACCCCAGCCACGACGCCGGCACCGCCAUGGCCCGAGCACCAUCGACAUCCGAUCUUUCAUGAUGCAUCCGGCACUGAUGGUGUCUAAGCAGGCCCGCGAGCUCGGACUAGACAUCCUCUAUCGCGACAGCCUCUUUCUCAUUGAUCUGUCUGACAUCGGUGGUGCCAGCGUCGGUGCCGAGAAGGACAUUGGCAAGUACUGGGGAUGCUGGACGAGCAGUACGCCACCUCACAUGGUCAAGUCGGCACUCUCCCGUGCUGCGAACAUCCGUAUCCAGCUCCCAGUCCCUAGCGCAGAAGCUACAGUUGUACGCAGCGCAACUAAGAGGAAGAAGGAUGCACAGGAAGACACUUCCAUCGUGAUCGAUUCUCUACGCACAGUGACCACCCUCAUUACUGGUCAGGACAGUACCCCAAUUCAACCAACAGAACGCAGUCGCUCGGCAAGUCCAGCGGGGCCGAAGAUCCUCCGUCGCAAGCUCAGCUUCCGAUCUGCGAAGCGUCCUGACUCAUUGGAGUUUGUUUGCCGCGGAGACUCACCUCCACCCCAACCGAGAGAACCCUUAAGCACGCUAGAGGUUGUACUCGUGAAGGCUAAUGCAGACGCCGAAGUGCACAGCCAAACGCUGGACAUGGUAGCAAUAUGCAGUAGCAUUCCAGUCUCCGGCGCUCUAGAGUAUCAUCUUGAGCUUGACGCGAUGAGGAGGCUGUGGGCUAAGCGUGACAAUGGACAAUGGCGAGGAAGUGAGCCAGAUGGUCACAAACUCCUGCAUGAUCUGAGGGCUCUAGGACAUUCAGCGGCGAAAGCAGAAGUCUCGCAACCUCGUGGACAGCUCAGACAGACGCACGACCAGCCUACUGCACGUGCAGAUGUACUCCAUAGAGAUAGGGCACGCCCUGCCCAGCAACCAACCAGCGGCAGACCCAGCUUAGAGGGGCACCUUCAGCAACGAGGUAUUCCGAAAACACGGCCUGCUAAAAAUGGCCUUGUUGCAAGGAAGAUCAAAGAGAUGGAGAGCCUUUCCAAGAUCAAACUGUUGAAAGGCAACAAGCAGCCGCCAACUGUUGAGGAGCUUCAACAAAUCGCCUCUGACAUCAGGAGAGGCGUCUACUAA